This is a messenger RNA of Menidia menidia (Atlantic silverside), 884 nucleotides long. The record is from the annotation of a GenBank genome assembly. NCBI's taxonomy places the organism in Eukaryota, Metazoa, Chordata, Actinopteri, Atheriniformes, Atherinopsidae.
AUGCAUGAUCCUGUCGAAAGGACAGUAACACUGACUGAUUUCUGCAGAACUCAACCCAAGAACACAAUGAUGAUCAGAGUGGUUCUAGCUGUGAUGUUUCCGGUAGCAGUGUAUGCGUCCACUCUGCCGACCGACUGCAGUGACGUUUACAAAUCGGGUUCCGGCCACGACGGAGUGUACACCGUCUACCCGGCAGGUCCCACCUCCCCCGUUCAGGUUUACUGUGACAUGGGCCGCGACAAUAUUGACGAGUCUGCAGAAAAGUGGACGGUCAUCCAAAGGAGACAAGAUGGCACAGUUAACUUCUACAAAAAGUGGGAGCAUUACAGAAAUGGAUUUGGCAGUGCGGCGGGAGAAUACUGGCUCGGCCUUGAGACGAUGCACCUGAUGACUCGGUCAAAAUCAUACGAGCUGAUGGUCGACAUGGAGGACUUCGAGGGUCAGAAAGUCUUUGCCCUUUACUCCUCUUUCGCUGUGGGCCCAGAGUCAGAGGGAUACCGGCUAAAGCUGGGGACCUUCGUCAAGGGAGCGGCAGGAGACUCUCUAAGCGUUCACAACGGACAGAAGUUCACCACGCACGACAGAGAUCAAGACACCCACGGCUCAAACUGCGCGCGGCUGUACUACGGCGCGUUCUGGUACGCGGCGUGCUUCGCCGCCAACCCCAACGGGGUGUACAGCUGGGGGUCGUCGCAACGCGUAACUGGUGUCCAGUGGAAGACCUUCAAAGGGCUCGAAUACUCCCUGAAAUCCAUCACAAUGAAGAUCAGACCCACCUCUGUGACGCAAGCCCUUUAGCCAUCUGACUUUAUUAUCCUUUUACUAUCCCACUAUUAUCCUAAAUGCUCACUUUGGUUCAUUUUGACUGAACACUUGGAGAGUGU